Messenger RNA from Vespa crabro (European hornet), 3741 nucleotides. RefSeq names its product RING finger protein PFF0165c-like. NCBI's taxonomy places the organism in Eukaryota, Metazoa, Arthropoda, Insecta, Hymenoptera, Vespidae. The record is from RefSeq and is a predicted model, not a curated record. Bases 922 to 2289 code for a protein of 455 amino acids. The transcript has 2 exons.
AAAAAUCACACGAUUAUAUCAUGAUCAUUUAUUCUCAUAUCGUGAUUAUUCGUGAUAAUAUCGUAAUCGUUCAUGAUCGUGUCCGAAUGCGAUUGUAUUUUUACAAUAUUAAAUAUCAUAAAUUCAUACUUGAGAAUAUAAUACAAUGUUAAUAUUAUUAAGUACGUAGCACAUAUUUAAACAAAAAAGACAUUUUUUUCUAUCACCAUAAACGACGUACUGCUACUUAUCUAUUUUUCAUUCCAGAACGAUGAUUCAUUAUAUCGAUGGUAGGGGAAGGUCUAAAUAUCGCAGUAUCUAUAGAACCUCAAAGCGCAUUGGUCGAGAUAUAAGGCCACAUUAGAUUAGUCUAUAUAGCAUCCGGGCCUUACAAGAUAUUUCUGAGAUAUUUCAUUGUGUUUUUUACUCAUAUAGUAUACGAAGUUCCUUUGUGUCAAGUAUCGGAGAAUAGGAUAUCGUUAAAUGAUGCGCAUGUAUAUAUGUGUAUAUAUAUAUAUAUAUACAUCUGUAUAUAAUUAUACAUCGUUUUUUUUUUUCAAUCAUAUCUCAAAAUUUAUUUUUUAUCAAUAGUAGCAUCAAUCUUUAAUUCGUGAUAAAUUUAUUUUACAUUUGUCGAUAUCAUGAUAUAAUAUUUUUUUUGUUCUCGGUCGCCAUGACAAUUUAGAUUAUUUUUUAAGAUACACGAGCAUAUACGAUAUAUCAUUUAUAUAAUAUAACGACUAUGUAAUUAUUAAUUGUGAUAAAAAUACGUGAAAAAUAUAAAGAAAAAUGUGAUCUAUUGAAAAGUGUGUGAUUAUUGGAUAUUAUAGAAUAAUUGAAUGAUAGGAAUGAUUCGAAGAUUAAAUUCAUCCUUUUUGUAGCAAAUAAUAAUGAAGACCGUUCGUAAUUUCAUCAAACUCAUGUAACGUUAUAUCACAGAAGAUGGCGCAGCGAUUCCGUAAAAAGUUUAACGCCGGCAAAGAUUCAAUGAAAUACAUGCGUCGAAGAUCGACGAAACGCGCUGUUAGAAGUAUAAAAGAAAUUAAAUUGUUUGAUACGUCGAUGGUGAAUAAUAAAGAAGAUUUUAUGAACAUAAUAGGACUCGAAAUGAAAAGGCAAGAAAUAGAAAAUAACGUGGAAAGAAAUAAUAACGUGAUAAUUAAGAAGAAAAACGAAGAGAAGGAAGAGGAAGAAGAAGAAGAAGAAGCAGAAGAAGAAGAAGAAGAAGAAGAAGAAGAAGAAGAAGAAGAAGAAGAAGAAGAUGGAAAAGAAAACUCUUUGGAUACUUUAAGAAUACGAAAAUGCAGUGUCGUUAUUGUUGCCGAAAGAUGUAAAAUUUGUGACUUACCUUUCAAAUGUAAAAGUGACGUUAUAUUCCACACGGUUAUGCGACACGGUAAUGAUCCCGUUAUAAGCAAUAACUAUACGGGAACCAAUGCCGUUACGAAGAAACAACGUUUAAACAUUCGAAGAAGGAAAACACCGAAUAACAAUAAUAAUCUCUUUCGUCUUAAAAUAAAAAUAGGCGAGGAGAUCAUUUCGGAUAUUACUAUAAAUCGUAAACAUUUGAAAAUAUUAAAUUCCUCUUCUAGUUCUACAUCCAAUUCAUCAUCAUCAUUUUUCCCGCCAAAAAUAAUCAAUCCUGAAAAUCGAAAGAAUGAAAAUUCUAUUAUGGUUAAAAAUAAUUCUGAAAGUAGUCUACUAGGUAUUGAUUAUUUCGGCUCGACAAAGAAUCAUUACGAGAACUAUGUUAUGGGCGUUCAACCCUUGAAUCGUAUACAUAUGUUAGACGACUCCCUAUUAAAUGAAGGGUUUCGAUAUAACAAUGAAGGUAAUCAUUCAAAGCAUGUUAUAGAUGUGGAAAAUAAAAAUACGGCAUAUUGUAACGAAGAAACCGUAUUCUUUAGAUUACCUUUGUUAUGCUCUUUACCUAAGGAUAUUAAGAUAAAAAAUAAUGAAAAUUCGUACAUAACUAAUACCUCAUCUAUUGACGAAUGUAAUACAUUCGAUAAAGAAAAUACAGUUGCUAAAACGCAAUCGGUAAAAAAUAUUGUAAAUGUUGGCCAGUCAAUGGUACCUACUGAAAUGCAUUUGGAAUCGCUUAAGGAAGAUGAGAAUAAGGUUGAUGACGAUGAAAUACAAGAAAUACUUCGUAUUACCAAAAGAAGACGGACGAACAAUAACAACGAUAAUAUCAUACGCAAAUUGGAUAGUCCUUUAAAUAGAGAACGAAUGUUGUUACCCGAUUCCGAAGAAGAAUUUAUCAAUAUGAGGGAAAAGGGAUACCAUUUAUGUAUAUCGAUAGUAUGAUAUAUCAUCAAUACUAAUUCCUUGAUGUUUUCCUCCGUCGUACUGGAUAACAUCGGAAUUAUUCGAACUUCGUAAUUACGCCAAUAGUAUAUAGUAUAAAAACAUAUAAGGAUGCAACGGAGAUAACAAAUAGUUACGCUAUGAAAAGUUGAAAGAGAACUUCUAACUUUUCUUCUUUGAAAAUCGCUUAAAGCCUAUUAUUAUUUUUGUAUUAUAGACUGAUGUAGUGUUUCAAUUCUAAUGCAAGUGUAUAUAUAUAUAUAUAUAUAUAUGCGCGUUUUUUUUUUUUUAUUAAUCUUACUAAAAAUAUAGUAAUAUCUUUUCAAUCAUGAUUGCGAGUUUCUCUCUUAAUUGACAAUAAUUCGAAGCUGUGCUUCGAAUAUUAUUAAAAAAAUAUGUUGUAUAAAUAUUAAGUAAGAGAGAAUUCAUAAGAAAAACGAUAUAUGGAAGAAACGCGGAAAACAAAGAAUCUUAGAAGAUUUUAUAUUUUAUACAAUUCAAUCGCUGCAAUAUGCUGAAAUAAAUCUAUACAUUGUGUAUAAUAUAAUUGUGUAUGUAUGUGUGUGUAUGUGCGCGCGCGCGCGUGUGUGUAUGUAUACGUAUAUUAUGCAUAAUACGUCACAUACACAGUGAGCUACUUAAGUAUUCGUAUAGUACAUUAAGUAUUUCCAUAUACAUAUAUUAUACGAAUACUAUAUAACUCUCCUAUUGUAUAUAUAGACUAUAUAAAGUCGUAUAUAUAAUGGUACAUACGUACAUGUCUACGAUGAGAAACAUGUCUACGAACAUGUUUAUUUUCAAAAUUAUUUAAAUACAUUUUAUAAAAUCAAAAACUCAUUAACGAUAAAUAAUAGUUAAAAUUAACAAAUAUAACUUGCAUACAAAACAAGUAUAUUUUUUCCAAUCUUUUUUUUUUUAUAUUCUUUCUUAUUCACUCAUCAAAUGGACAUGUUUAUUAUAUGUCGACGUUUAUUUCGAUAUCUUUUUUAUCACUUUAUUUAUAAUUUAUUCGGACGAUGAUGUUAACAAAAUUGUAAAAUAAUACGUAAUGUCAAUAAGUGAGAAAUUACAAGUGUUCCCUACUUGUUACCUACCUACAAUAUCCUAGGUAAUUAUUCUUUGAAAAAUAAUUGGAACAAUUAGAUUACGAUGCGUCAAAUUUGUGACGCAUAUAUAUAUAUAUAUAUAUAUAUAUAUAUAUAUAUAUAUGCGUAUAACACAUAAUACGAAUCAUUUACGUCAUAAUAUUUAUCUUGAUUAUGUUUUUAUAUUUCUAUAUAUCUUACUUAAAUAUGUUUCGUAAAUUUCGUAUAUCGUAUCGUGUUAUCUACCCCUAUUUAUCUGUCAUUAUUUUGGUAUUCCAAUUUUCUACUAAAUUUUUUUUACAUUUUUACUAAAAUACUAUUUAUAUAAAUAUAUUAUAUAUACAUACAUAUAUAUAUAUAUAUAUAU